Marmota flaviventris (yellow-bellied marmot) is the source of this 692-nucleotide messenger RNA. Lineage: Eukaryota; Metazoa; Chordata; Mammalia; Rodentia; Sciuridae. The record is from RefSeq and is a predicted model, not a curated record.
AUGAAGAAGAGCAAGAAGAAAAAGUCCGAGGCCAGACCACCCAGGGACUCGUCCAUCUCUCCACGGGGCAGCUCCGACUCUAGCACCUCCCAGCAGCCCAGCUCUGAGAGCAUCCAUCCCAGCCCCCAGUCCACAACGCAACCAUCCAAGUGCACCACACAGCAACCCAGCCCUCAGAAGCAGUUGAGCCCCAAGAGCAGCCCAAAGCAAUCCAAGUCCCAGGCCCUCCCAGAACCGGAAGCUCAUCCAUCGUCUGAAUGCCUGUCGUCCCCCCACACCAACAGAAAAGCAGCUUCUUCACCUAGGAAAGGGACUCAGACCCAGGUGGGCACUCAGACCUGCUCCUGUGCCGUAUGUCCGGGCAGCUUUGCUUGCUGGCGUCGUCUGGGGCUGUGCCACAGACGCAUCUUCGAUGUCCUUCUGCCUCAGCACUGCCAGGCCAUGUCAGGGAGAGGACUCCCAAACCACCUCACCUUCUACAGGUUCCCGAGCGCAAAACGCUCAUCUCGGCAUAACUCCUGAGCUCCAAGCCCUUGGGUCUGUUGCUGUGGCUCUGGGGGCCCUGGGAGCUGCCUACUACAUCAUUGAAUCCCUGUGAACAAGCCCCCAGCCCAAGGUCCGGCAGAUCCAGUUUCCAUCAAAGGAUCUCACUUGUCACCAAAAAGAGCAAAAAAGAAAAAAAAAAAGGGAAA